This is a messenger RNA of Helianthus annuus (common sunflower), 1859 nucleotides long. Its product is annotated as monocopper oxidase-like protein SKU5. Lineage: Eukaryota; Viridiplantae; Streptophyta; Magnoliopsida; Asterales; Asteraceae. Gene Ontology annotation, molecular function: copper ion binding; oxidoreductase activity. The coding region runs from base 2 to 1690 and encodes 562 amino acids. The record is from RefSeq and is a predicted model, not a curated record. The transcript has 7 exons.
UAUGCAAUUCACAAUGGCUUCUUUCGUAUGGUCCACACUAGCUUUUCUUGUGGUUUUACUUGCUACCACAAAUGCCGAAGUCAUUGAUCUGCGGUGGGACGUCGAUGUUAAUAAUGCAUUCGGGCCUUCAUCAUCUGCACAACCGGUUAUAACCAUUAACGACAAAUUCCCAGGACCGCUUAUUAAUUCAACAACCAACGACAUUGUUAGAGUUAACGUUUUCAACAAUCUAGACGAACCCCUUCUUUUCACGUGGAAUGGUAUUCAACAGAGACUUAACUCCUGGCAAGAUGGAGUGUCAGGGACUAAUUGUGCAAUUAAGCCUGGCACCAACUGGACUUAUGCAUUUGUAGUAAAAGACCAGAUUGGUACUUUCACUUACUUCCCUUCUAUCAACUAUCAAAAGCUUGCUGGCGGGUUCGGCCCAAUCCGGGUCAACAAUCGUAUCGUUAUCAAUGUCCCCUUUGCUAAACCCGAAGCCGAGUUUGAUCUUCUCAUUGGUGAUUGGUCUUUUACGGAUUAUAAGGCCAUUAGGUCAAGGCUUGAAGCUUCAACUGAGGUUCCUGAUAUGAUAUUGAUCAAUGGCAAAGCUCCAUACGGGUAUUCGACAUCGAAACCUUACGAGUCUCUGGGUGUCACUAAAGGAAAAACAUAUAGAUUCAGAGUAUCAAAUGUCGGAUCUACACUGAGUUUCAACUUCAGGAUCCAGAACCACAAGAUGGUCGUAGUUGAGACCGAAGGAUCGUACACAAACCAGAUCACACUAGACUCGCUUGACGUGCAUGUCGGACAGUCAUAUUCGGUUCUAGUGACUGCAGAUCAAGAUGAUGCUGAUUACUACAUUGUAGCAACUCCUAAGAUGUUAAACACCACAGAUGAUAGCCCGCUUGUCGCUAAAGGCGUCUUGCAUUACACCGAAUCGGGUUCGCGUGUUAGCGGUCCUCUCCCCACUGGCCCUGACCCUUGGGACAUUGAGUUUUCAGUAAACCAAGCAAGAUCAAUCAGAUGGAAUAUGACAACAGGUGCUGCACGGCCUAACCCACAAGGAACAUUUAACGUGUCCAAUGUGACAUUGACCGAGACUAUCAUCCUUCACGGGUUACAAGCGAAUAUUCAAGGCUCAUACCGCUACGCGGUCAAUAACAUAUCAUAUUCAACACCGGAUACGCCACUAAAACUGGCUGAUUAUUAUGUCAACGGGUCUGGAGUUUACCGGCUAGGUGAAUUCCCUAUCCACUCCGUCAAUGAAGAAGCUGCCUAUGGCGUUUCAGUUGUGAAUGCCACUCAUAAAGGGUGGCACGAGAUCAUCUUUCAAAACGACCUGAGUUCAAUGGAUUCUUGGCACUUGGAUGGCUAUGGAUUUUAUGUUGUCGGUUUUGGUGAUGGAGAAUGGACACCGGGAUCACGGGAUUCGUACAAUUUAUAUGAUCCGGUGGUUCGGUCCACGGUCCAAGUCUACCCUGGAGGGUGGACCGCGGUGUAUGUUUUUUUAGACAAUCCCGGAAUGUGGAACUUGAGAUCACAACAUUUGAAACGUUGGUAUUUGGGGCAAGAAUUGUAUAUUCGGGUUCAUGAUGAUGAUCCGAACCCGGCUAAAGAAAAUCCUCCACCGGAAAACAUCCUUCUAUGCGGUGAGUUUGGUGAGCCGGUAGCACCAGGUAGUGCACCAGAGCCUCAGCUGGGAUGGUGAUGAGUGGCGGAUGAUAGUGUAACGUCGUGUCGUGGUGGUGGUUCAUGAACGUCUUUUCGCUAGCAAUAAUGUGUUCGAGUGAUAACAUUUGUAUUUUUUUAAUCACUACUAUUUCAUUUUAAUAACUAAAAUGACAACUUUUUUUAUAGAUUAUUUGUUACACUUGCAA